Messenger RNA from Miscanthus lutarioriparius, 753 nucleotides. NCBI's taxonomy places the organism in Eukaryota, Viridiplantae, Streptophyta, Magnoliopsida, Poales, Poaceae. The record is from the annotation of a GenBank genome assembly.
AUGGCCAAGUCCCUGAUGCUGUUCUGCACAGCGCUCGCGGCGUGCCUCGCGCUUGCCGCCGCCGACUGGUCUCAGGGCACCGCCACGUUCUACGGUGGACCCGAUGGCUCCGACACGAUGGGAGGCGCAUGCGGCUACGAGAACCUAUACAACGCCGGGUACGGCGUCAACAACGCAGCGCUGAGCCCGGUGCUGUUCAACGACGGCGCGUCGUGCGGGCAGUGCUACGUCAUCAUCUGCGACGCAUCACGCCCGGGCGGCCAGUACUGCAAGCCUGGCACAUGGAUCACCGUGACGGCCACCAACCUGUGCCCAUCCAACAACGCGCUGCCCAACGGCGGGUGGUGCGGCCCGGGGCUGCCCCACUUCGACAUGUCGCAGCCGGCGUGGGAGAACAUCGGCGUCUACAGCGGCGGCAUCAUCCCGGUGCAGUACCAGCAGGUCAAGUGCUGGCGCAACGGCGGCGUGCGCUUCAGCAUGGCCGGCAACUACUACUUCCUGCUCGUGAAUAUCCAGAACCUCGCUGGCAGCGGGUCCGUGGCCGCCGCCUGGAUCAAGGGCGAUAACACGGGGUGGAUCCAGAUGUCCAGGAACUGGGGCGCCAACUGGCAGGCGCUCGCCGGGCUCGUCGGCCAGGGGCUUAGCUUCGCCGUGACCAGCACAGGUGGGCAGUACAUCCAGUUCCUCAACGUAGUGCCAGGAUGGUGGCAGUUCGGCAUGACCUUCAACACAAACCAGAAUUUUAACUACUAA